Molecule: messenger RNA, 1899 nt
Organism: Triticum aestivum (bread wheat)
Lineage: Eukaryota; Viridiplantae; Streptophyta; Magnoliopsida; Poales; Poaceae
Exons: 3
Coding region: 896-1420 (174 amino acids)
Source: RefSeq, a predicted model, not a curated record
UUCAUUGCAGGAGACGCGUGCUUUUCUGUCUGAUGGGUCGGGCCUCGGGGCUGGGGCCAUGGCGACGACGGCGGCGACGACAAAGACUGUGGCGGCGAACGACGCGGUGGAAGGGGAUGCUCUGGUGGAGUUCCCGGUGGAUCCGGUAGUCAGCCUGGUAGGUUGCCUAUCUUCCAAAAUGCGAUACGUGUGGCGGCGCCGGAUCUCGAUGGAGGGAGCGAGGUGAGUAGCCGUCGGGACGAUGUGGCUCCGGAGUCUUCCGUGGCUGCGCCUGCGGAAUCGGGUGAAUCCGGAUCCAAGAGCGCGUGAGAUUAGGAGGUUAUGGACAAUCUUGGGAUCACAGAAACACCGGAGAGCCAUGUAGUAACUAAUAAAACCGUGGACACAACAAACUAGAAAUAUUUUGCCAGAUGACCUGAACCACUACCAGCAGGACCAGAUCAACCGCAUGUCACUAACAUUUCGGCACAGCAGAAUGUAUGUUAAGGCAUUGGAGCUGGUUCGACUUUGGGAUGCAAGUGUAGAGGCGUAUGGAACUGUGAUGUGCCUUUUCGAGCAUAACUGCCGGUGAUGGUUCCAUUCAACAAGUGUCUUGACGGGCUGGGACUUGAGGACCGGGCUGGCAGCAAGAAGGUGACAGAAGCCGGCACUGAAUGAGGAAAAGAAAGUGCAGCUCCUGAUGAUAGACUGUAGGGAAGCGUGAACCCUCUCUUUGGUUUAACGACACCAAGCAAGAAGAGAGCUGCUGGCAGACCAACAAAUGCAUGGGGCAAAGCUCCUUUCUAGGGAUGAGCAAGAGAUCUAGGUUUUGCAGCAUUUGCAAAACCCAGAGCCACAAAAAAAAACUGCGGCCGCGGAAACGCCUCGCCAACCUGCUGCGGUCUCGCCGAGCGACAUGCCGCGCCAAGGGCCUCGCGUCGGUGACCCGUCCAUGCACCCAGAGGAGGGGAACGUGGUGAUCGUCACCACGCCGGACAUGGAGGCCAACGCGGCGUCUCUGGUUUCCCUGGGCGCGUUCAUCUGGCUCGGGGGGAACAUGCUCUCGGUGAGCGAUGCUGAGAUCCAAGAAGCCAUCCCUGAAGAUAUCUUUGCUCUGUUCGAUUUUCCGCAUCACCGCGACAAGGUCACGACCCCGGGGCGUUUUCGUCACAACGGCCUGGACAUCCACUCCUCCAACUGGAGGCUGGACGCCCACUGCGACGUGGUUCAGGCCAACUACCACGUCUACCUCUGCAUCGAAAGCACCCCGCUGAACGCGUGGUCAGAGUCCGUCGCUGCUCAAGUGCUUGGGCCGGAGACAUUCAUCCACUACUUCAACAUCGCAAAUCUUCGUCAAGAGGACGCCACCUGCAUCAAGCUUUGGGCGUGGUCUGCGAACCCCUCCUCCAUCCCCAAGGUCCAGAACGUGACCAUUGCUUGACACGUGGCUACUGGUGUGGGUGGUGCCCCAUCCUCGGCCAUUGGGCAUGGUGGCAUCCGCCGACGAGCAUUGUGCAUCUCGACAGGCUUGAAGACUACACACCGGAUAGCGCCGGCAACAUCCCCCGUCGACCGCACACCGACCCGUUCACUUAGCGUUUUGGUGUGGUGGACGGCGAGUCAAGGCCGCAGGACAGGCAUGAAUGGCUCCCUCGCCGUCGUGAUGAUGACGAUUGCCAUCGCCGAGAUGAUGACCGAGACAGGGACGACCGGCAUGGUCGUGACAAUGACAGGUCAAGGACCUCCAGCUCUUGGCGUGAUCGCUUCUUCCAUAGCCGAUCGUGUGCGCUUGAUCGGCGCGCCGAGGAGGAUCACGGUCGUGGUUCUAAGACUGACAGUAGAAUGGGGGUAGGUAUGAGGAGGCAAGAUCCCAGCUAUGGUGAAGUUGUACACACAAGAUUUACGAGUUCAGACCCUUCA